Hypanus sabinus (Atlantic stingray) is the source of this 12373-nucleotide messenger RNA. RefSeq names its product BTB/POZ domain-containing protein 7-like. Gene Ontology annotation, biological process: morphogenesis of a branching epithelium. Gene Ontology annotation, molecular function: protein binding. Bases 283 to 3855 code for a protein of 1190 amino acids. The transcript is spliced from 11 exons. The record is from RefSeq and is a predicted model, not a curated record. NCBI's taxonomy places the organism in Eukaryota, Metazoa, Chordata, Chondrichthyes, Myliobatiformes, Dasyatidae.
GCCGUGUACAGAGCGAGAGCGCGCGCGCGCGAGAGCGAGCGGGUGAGGGCGAUUAAAAGAAGAAAGAAAGAUUUAAAAGGGAAAGCCAUCGGUUUUUUUUCUUUCUUCUCAUGUGGAGUUAGUCUGUGGCGGUCACCGAGUCGGUUGAUCAUUGGUGGAGAUUGAGCGCGGAGAUAAACACUUCAGGAACUGUUCUUCAGGUUGUCAGCAGACAGCUGAAGUUCCUUGCCUAGUGGAAGAAGACUAUCUUAAAGAGAUUCUUGCCAUGUGUGUUCCAAGAAGAUGGGUGUUAAUGCUUCUAACUACCCGUAUCCCUCAUGUCAGACAGCUGGGGUGAAAACACAGUCGUCAAAUGCAAUCGGUGAAUCCCCUUCGCAUCCUCAGUUUGGAUGUCAGCUGGACGGGAAGCUCUGUAUCUCUGGGCUGGGCCAGGACAAGCGUGAGAAGAAGAGGAGCUCCAACCUUGCCUUGCUGAAGAAGAAGCUGUUCAGGCGGCGCAAGUCGGCCAAGUCGGCUGACCAUGCCAAGCACAUGCGUGAGCUGCUCUGCAGCUGGGACGUGCGAGACGUGGGCCUGCUGGUGAAGCAAUAUGAAGCGGCUCUGGCCGUGAAGGAACUGGCAAUUCAAGCGUGUGUGGCCAGGCCAGAGGCCAGCCGCUUAAAUGAGGAUUUGGCCAAGUUGUACCAGUUCAAGUACUGUACCGAUGUGGACCUGAUAUUCCAGGGUACGUGCUUUCCUGUCCAUCGUGCCAUCCUGGCAGCGCGGUGCCCUUUCUUCAAAACCCUCCUCUUGUCUAACCUGGACCGUGCGGAGUUGGUUAUGGACAUCAGCACUGUUGGCAUAGACAUACCGAUAUUAUCUUCGCUAUUGCACUACUUGUACAGUGGAGAGUUUGGCGUGCGGGAUUCCCAGAUCAAGAACGUUGACGUCCUAGUCCGUCUCAGUGAGGAGUUUGGCAUGCCCAAUGCCCUUCACUUUGACAUCUACAGCCUCCUGGAGAGUUGCUGCUAUUACGAUGCGGUCCUCAGCUUCACCUCCAGCCCUGAGGCCUCCGACGGCUUCGAAGGGUGCCGCCUGGAAGGUGACUUCCGCUGCCACAAGGCCAUCCUCUGCGCCCGCUCGCCGUUCUUCCGCAACCUCCUCCAGAAGCGGAUCCGCAGCGGGGAGGAAACCACAGAUCGGACCCUGCAGACCCCAGCCAGAAUUGUUCUGAACGAGGCAAUCAUUCCAAAGAAGUAUGCAAAGGUUAUUUUGCAUUGCAUGUACACGGACCUGGUGGACCUGGAUUUGGUCCUACCGUUCAGCCCAUCUACAGGGAGUUUGAGGGAAGUGCAGGAUGAAUCAGGGAAGGACAGCGAAACCCGGUUGGAGAACGCAAUGGAACUGUUCCAUAUUGCACUCUUCAUUGAAUUCGACAUGUUGGCCCAAGGCUGUGAAGAUCUGAUUGUUGAGAGCGUUACUCUGGACUCGCUAGUGACUAUCCUGAAGUGGAGUUCCCAACCUUAUGGAUCCAAGUGGGUCCAUCGGCAGAUGCUGCAUUUCCUCUGUGAGGAGUUCAGUAAUAUCGUCGCUUCAGACAGUCUCUUUGAGCUCAGUAAGGAGCACCUGAUGGCAGCCAUCCAGUCGGACUACCUGCAGGCAAGUGAGCACGAUAUCCUGAAGGCUGUGAUUAAAUGGGCUGAACACCAACUGGCGAAACGUCUGUCUGAUGAGGAGCCCAAUUUGUUGAAUGGGACGGCGCACAGUGUUAACAAACGUGGAGUGAAGAAACGUGAUUUGGACUCUGCACAGCUCCGCGAGAUUGUCUGCGACCUGGUGCCACACGUUCGCAUUGCUCAUGUCCUUCCAGCGAAGAGUGAGGCCCUGUCUGAUGCCAUGAAGCGAGCAUUGAUCAGUUCUCCUCCACUGGACAUGCUCCCACCCCCAGAAGGAAGGAAAUCCAGAGCGUGGUUUUGCCUCAAGGCCUCUGGUAUCGGUGCCAGACCUCGACUGUUUACGCCUUACAUCGAGGAAGCCAAGAUCGUGCUGGAUGAGCUGAUGUCAGAGCAGAGCAGUCUGGAAAAGGUUCGAAUGAGUCGGAUCUCCAGUGUUCCAGACACACUCUACAUGGUUGACUCCAGCAUAGCGGAUUUUUCUCGUUUUAAUUCUGGAUCACCCCAGGGAUGCGAUGAAAGUGUUUCUGCCACUCUGCGAGACGAAGUACCUGUGCCCCCAGUAGAUGUCGCCAAGUCCAUGUUUAGGCGUCUCAGGGAGAUUUGGCACAGUGACCAGGUACAGCGGGCAUAUGCUCUAAACAUCGGUGCAGGGGCUGCUGUGACCCAGGCAGUCUAUUUACGGGUGGUCAGAGAGUUUGGCCUCCCAGAUGCUACCACUGAGUUAUUGAAGUAUCCCACAGUGUAUUUUCCGAAUGAGCAUCUGAGCAUCGACAGCCCGGUCUUCGGGAAACGCCAGGCCAAUUCCCGCCGGGCCACCCCUGUGAAGGAAACCAAUGUUCAGAGCUUGGAUCCCUUCCGGAAUUUCAGCCCCCCACUCCCGCCGCCACCCCCUCCCUACCACCCUCCUGCGUCACCCCGGAGGGAGCAGACGCAGGCCAGUGAAAAGAAAGAAGAGAGUCAGCCUACCUCAUGCCGUGCUCUGCGUGCUAACCUGCAGCCACACUCUGCUGCUCAGACUUUGGAACAGGCCGUUCAAGCUUCUCUCAGGGCAGCAAAUUGUGAGGAGCCCUCUGACGACCACUUGGAUCUCAAAGAGCAGGUUUCCAAGAGUGUGGUGAAGGAGUUGAUGCCAGACAUUGCCAUGGCAGCCACAUCAAAGCCAAGCUUGCCACCCAAAGACCCUGAGCUUUGCAAAGCUGUGUCCGAAGCCGGGCAGGAACCCACAGAGCUGAGCACCGAGGCUCCCGAACUGCCCUGUUCAAGUCGCGGUGUCAGCAAGUACAGCUUGAGGAAGAAGAAACACUCUCGGGGACAGAAACCCCGCAGGCAUGUAGACUUUUGGAACUACCCUGAUUUUUAUGACUUUUCUCCGGAUGAUUCCUGCCAGUCUUUUGCUCCGUCCCAGAAGUUGCCCAGCCCUGCCCCAUCCCCUUCAAAGGGUCACACAUUCUGCCAAGAUGCGAAAAAUAACUCCAGACAACCCACGAGCUUAAAGCCACCUCAUUUAAGUCCAGCAUUGCUUUCAAAAAGAAAAGAGACCUUGAACAGUGAUCCAAUAGAUGUUCAUGAGAAGGCUGACCUUACGAGGACUUCUGUAAGUGUUGACCCACCACCUGCAGUGGAGGUUAUUCAUUGUACUGCUGGCACAGAUCUGACCCAUGGUCUACCAGCUCACGAGGAAAGGCUGCUGGAUGUACCUCAGCAAUUCGGGAGGCCUGACCAGCAAACACCUUUAGAACCAGCUGAUUACAAAGCCUUUGCUGGUGGGACAUUGAUAGGGACAGACUUAAUCCAUGGCUUGCCGGCUGAAGAGUCGAAGCCGAGGCCCAGGCUUGUGUCGCCUGUCAGGUGUUCGUUCCUCCCUUGCGAGCCACUGUCAUCCCAGCUGAGACGAAGGAACUCGCCACAGACCAUAGUAAAGUCAGACAACUUCUCGUUGCCAGCACCUACCUGUUGCGACUACCUUUAUCGGAGGGGAGGUUCUGACACCGCAGUGACCACGGACUUGACUUCUAGUCUUCCCGCCAGCCCUGGUGUAGGUGUGCCGUUCAUCUCUGUCAUUGAGGACGCAGCUGGGAGACUAGCCGAGGCAAGCCACCUCUCACCAUCAAACUGUUGUAUCAGCCAUAGCGUGAACACCAAGAGACAGCCAAAUAAGUCUGAGCCUAGAGACUUUCUAUACAAGAAGUCGGCUCUAUAGAUCUGGCAUAUGUUAUUUCCCUUCUGAUGUUUUGUGUCAUUUUUCUCUUUCCUUUUUCUCCCUUUCUCUAUCUUAUUUUGUUCUUUUUUUUACUCUGUCUCUAUUUUCCCUUUCUUUUCCCCUUUUUCCUCUCUUUUUCCUCUCUCAAUCUCUCCUUUCUUUUUCCCUCUUCUCUUUCUCUCUCUCUUUUCCUUCCAAAGGAUGCCCAUCAAACAAAAAAUCAUGUGGUGCGAUGGAAGUUCUUGUGAGUUUAGUCAUGGUUAGCUGGUUAGCCUCACUGACUGUAUGCCUAUAUCCGGAGCUGUUUGAUCCUUCUGAUCCAGAUGAAACACAGGGGGGUGAGUCUCUGAGCAAUACAAACCAUUCUAGUGACUAUAUUUACAGUAGCGAGGUCUUGUUUUCUGCUUACUUUCUCCUUGUAGAAGGUAACAAGCUGAUAGAAUGGACAGGAAGGGAUGUGGUCCAGGGGAUGGAUUUUUUUUUUGCUCACCAUUUUAUUUUGACAAGAGGGCAUAAUUGAAAUGUGCUGGAUGUUGACAGGGAGAAGAGUCCCAUGUCCUAUGCAAGUUAAACAGGGCCAAAACAGAGGAACCAGCUGAGGAAGAUUGAAAACUUUCAGCGAAAAGCACAAGGGAAUGAUUUUGUUUUCACUUUGGAAUUGUUGUUCUACAAAGAAACUUUGUCUUUAGUUCAGAAAUCAUGACUGGGUUUGCAUUUUUGUUUUAUUUCUGUUGAACUGGAGUGUUAUAAGUGAAGUGGACAGAUAUUUUUGUUGUCAAUGCUUCGCCACAAGGCAGUCAUUACGAUCGGCUCCACUCCUGGGCACUUGCUGCUCACUGCAUGGAACUGGGGCCAUUGCAAGUAAGACUUACCCCAAGCUUGACUCCUGCUGCGUGUUCCCCCUUCACCCCCCCCCACUUGGAAUUGUGGGCAUUGCUGCAUGCAGGAAGGAAGUAUUAGUCAAGAUCCUUCUUGCAAUGCCAUCCAUCCUCUGUGCCCACCACCAAUCAACUUCAACCAGAGCGUGCUCCCAAGCUUGUAUUUGUCCCUCAGAGCAAAUGCAGCCUCCCUCUGAUUGGGCAGGAGAGCCCUCCUGAAGCCCAGUGCCACUCGGGAUGAGGGUGCUUCACUGUGGAUGAGAACAGGAAAUAAAAGGAGUUAAUAUUCAAGUGGAGGGGCUGUCUCUUUAUUUUACCAUGGUAUUCUGUAGCCUGAUGCAAAUAACUAUGCUGGAAAUGAUUUUUCUAGUAAAAUUAUGAAUUCUUUAAAACUGGAGCUUGGACAAUAGUUUGUGGAACUUCUUGCUGUAUCAGCUAAACUGUACGGGGGGAGGUCAAUUUCAAGAAAUGCUCAUGCGCUUUUACUUGUAGGUAACACAGGCAAAGCAACCAGUCUCUCGUAUCACUGACAUUAAACUGCCUGUUCAGGUUCUGCCCAGAUGUUAAACAUCUGGGUUGAACUGCUAGAUUAUCAGGAAGUAUUGUGAGAAAUCGAGAGAGGGAGUGUGUUAUGCAAAGGAGGCAGAUCCAGUUGAUAAUAGGGCUAUUUUGUUGCAUGGUUAGUUAUGCAACCCGUAAAGGCACUUGAAAUUCCCUCGCACCCUUAUCCUGUCCCAGGUCUCCUCUUUUCGAGGCCCUUUACUCAUAACCUUAACUGUCUCAAGCUGCUUCUAAACUGCUUUGGAGAGGUUGUUUCUAUUUUAGACAUCUUGAAGUUUAAAAUUAUGUUUUGAAUAUAUUUUUAUAUGAUAUUAUCAACUGCGCAUCUACAGGUUGUAUCACCUUUUCCUAAAACAUUUAGUCUGUUUAAAGCCUCUGGUUUCUACCAUACUUGUUGAAAUGGUCAUUGAACUCAUGAAUUAUUUAAAGGUUUGAUUUUGAAACUCUCUAGUGAGCCAGGGUUUUGUUCUAAGGCAGUUUAAAGAGGCAUGUACCACCGCAAACUUAGCCAAAGCUUUAGGCGUAAUCUGUAAACUGAUUUAAUCUGAUGCUGUUGCAAGUAUUAGAGGCAUGUUCCAUAUUGUCCAUUCUCAGUCCUUUUGGACCACUAGUAUUCUACAAUUAGGUUAAAAAAAAAGGAGGAUUGUGAUUGUGCAUGCCACUGAAGGAGCUGCCAAGACCAAAACCAGAUGUGUGUGGGGUCAGCUCAUAAGGCUGGAUCCUCACUUGAAUAAUGAGGUUCACUUUCCUAAUUCGUCAGCAAACUAUUGUCAAUAGAUCAGAACAUAUAUGGAGCAGAAUUAGGCCAUUCAGCCCAUUGAGCCUGCCAUUUCACCAUGGCUAAUUGAUUAGCCCUUUCAACCCGACUCUCCUAGUUAAACAAUGGAGAGCACAGAGAAAGUUGCAGGAUGGUGGUCCCUCCCUUCAUUGGAAGAACGGUAAUAAACUGAUCCACUAAGAUUGGGCAGGUAGAUGUUUAAAUAUCUCUCCUCCCAUUAAUUUUGAGGUGUUCAUUCUUAUCACUUUCAAGUGGCUAGUUUGCGUGUGUGCAGUUGGCCUUUUCUCUAUCACCUUGAAACUUUGGAGACAACUUCUACAAAAAUCCGUUUGCCAGUUAUUUGACUACAGUUACAACACUGGUGAUCUGUGACUUAGACUAGUGCUGGCAAUGUUCUGUUUUCCCUCACCUUUUGUGGUCCAAUCAAUAUACAGACAACAUUAUUCAAUGAAGAUCUUGAGAUCACCAUGAGGUUCUGCAGAUGCUGGAAAUGCAGUACAGUGCACACACAAAAUGCUGGAAGGAUCUCAGCAGUCAGGCAGCAUCUAGGCAGAUGUUCCCAAUCUAUUUUAUGCCAUUAAACGGGGGUCGGUGGACCCCCAGGUUGGGAGCCCCUGAUCUAUGAGGAGGAAUUACUGUUUAUUCCUCUCCAUCAAUAUCACCUGGCCUCAGUUCCUCAAGCACUUUGUGUGUGUUGUAGAAGAAAAUGUCUCCUUAUUUUCUUACCCACCCCCCUGCCAACUUCAGUAUUAUUUUUAUCUACUUUACCAUCAGAUCACUAAAUAAUUUAUGCGCUAGUAUUAUGGUCAACCUUGUGACUCGGGAAGCCACCAGAUCAAGCCCUUUUCCUUUUCCACUAGGCCUUUGAAUAAGUUUUGAUUUUUUGUUUCCUACUUGGAGAAAAGCGAAAAACCUUCCAACAGAUUUGUUUAACAGGCCGAGUCAUAUUUGCAAGGCUGACCCACUUGGAGUCAUUGUUUGGCCAAUGAUUUACAACCUAUCAAGUACCACAUCAGUACUGAAGGCAAGAUGAAUGUCUGGAUAAACAUAAGGGCAACUUGUUCAACCGUCCAGCUUGACAUUGAAUUUCCUCUUCAGAGAUUUCCAUAAGACAUAGGUGCAGGAUUAGGCCUUGCAGCCCAUCAAGUCUACUCCACCAUUUGAUCAUGGCUGAUUUUUUUUCUCCUCCUCAGCCCUAUUUUUCUGCCUUCUCCUCAUAACCUUUGACACCCUUAUUAAUCAAGAAGCUAGCAAUCUCAGCUUUAAAUAUACCCAAUGACUUGGCCUCCACAACCAUCUGUGGUUUUGAAUUCCUCAAGAUUCACCAUCCUCUGGCUAAAGAAAUCCUUGCUCUAAGGGACAUCCCUCAUUUCUGAGGCUGUGCCCUCUGAUCCCAGAUUUCCCCCAGCAUGCAGGACAUUCUCUCCACAUCCACUCUAUCGAGGCCUUUCAAUAUUCAAUAGGUUUCAAAGAGCUCACCCCUCAUUCUUCUGAAUUCCAGCGAGUAGGGGCCCAGAACCAUCAAACGCACCUCAUAUUAUACAUUAACCCUUUCAUUCUUAGGAUAAUUAUGAAUCUUCUCUGGAUCCUUUCCAAUGGCUGAACAUCUUUUCUGAGAUGUGGGUCAGAAACUGCUCACAAUACUCCCAAGUGUGGUCUGACCAAAUUCUCCAUCAUCUAAAAUAGACAGGCCCUUUGGCCCACAGUGUUGUGCUGAUCUUCUAACCUACUCUUAAGAUUCUUCUAACCUUCCCUCCUAUGUAGCCUUCCAUUUUUUUUUUAAGUUCCUUGCAUGCAGAGACAUGAUUCUGCAGAUGCUGGAAAUCUUGAGCAACACACACACACACAAUGCUGGAGGAACUCAGCAAGUCUUCAUCGCCUCCCUCUGGUUCCCCUCCACCUUCCCUUCCUCCCAUGGGUCACUCCUUCUUUAUCAGCCUUUUACCUUACAUGUUCUCACUGAUCACCUAUACUCCUUCCCCUUGCCUUCUCUCUCCCCACCUUAUUCUGGCUCUUACCCUUUCCAGUCCUGAUGAAGGGGCUUGGCCUGAAACAUCAACUGUUUAUUUCCUUCCUGACGUGCCGAUUUCCUCAGCACUUUAUGUGUGUGUUGGCCCAGAGCCGGGGUUCCCAACCUUGCUUAAUGGUAUUGUUCAAUAACUUGAAAAAGGUUCAGAACCCCUGCUCUCGAGUUCCUUGCAAUGUGUCAAGCUUGCCAUGUACUUUAGCACUUAUUUGAUAGCACCAUUAGUAUAUCCCAGAAAGUUACACAAGCCAGCUGUGCCACUUCCUGUGGUGUUUGCUGAGAGAGUCAGAUAUUUCUACGAGUUGACCUAAAGCUGACAUUUGAAUCCAGUUGAAGCACACCAGUGAGGCCUCACUUGGAGUAUUGUGAGCAGUUUUGGGCCCCUUAUCUAGGAAAGGAUGUGCUGACAAAGGAAAGAGAUCAAGGAAGGUUCACAAAAAUGAUUAUGAGAAUCAAAGGCGCAUAUGAAGAACAUUUGAUGGUUCUGGCCCUUUGCUCACUGGAAUUCAGAAGAGUGAGGGGUGACCUCACUGACUCCUGUCAAAUGUUGAAAAGGUCUCGACAGAGUGGAUACGAAGAGGAUGUCUUCUAUGGUGGGGAAAUCUUAAGAUCUGAGGAGAGAGCAGGAUAGAGGGGUGUCCAUUUAGAAUGGAGAUGUGGAAGAAUUUCUUUAGCCAGAGUAGAGAAUCUGUGGAAUUUAUUGCCACAGGCGACUGUGGAGGCCAAGUCAUUGAGUAUAUUUAAGGCAGUGGUUUGUAGGUUCUUAAUUGUCAGAGCAUGAAAGGAUACAGGGAGAAGGCAGGAGAUUGGGGCCGAAGGGGAAAUGGAUCAGUCAUGAUGAAAUAACAGAGCAGACUUUGAAAAAGAAAUCUUUUUAAAAGGGGGCAGAGGAGGGUUGGGCUCACAGAAAAAAGUUUGACGGUGAUAACGGUGUCCUGAUGGCAUCGUACUUGUGCUCCUUGAGUCUGUCUGCCAUUGGUCAAGACUCCAGACUUGCCGUGGCAGCAGCCCAAGAUCAGCAUUGCAAGGCAGAUAGCUUUGUGCUGUUCGUGUGGAUAACCACCCCAGAGUUGAUAACUGGUCACAUGCUGGUUCUGAUAAUGAAAAUGUGUCUCAAACUCUUUGAGACUUUGAGGGAAAGGGAAAAAGAACAUUGAGGCCUUUUUAUAUAAAUAGAACAUAAGACAUAGGAGCAGAAUUGGGCCAUUUGGCCCAUCGAGUAUGCUCCACCAUUCAAUCAUGACUGAUUUAUUAUCCCUCUCAACCCCAUUCUCCUGCCUUCCCCUCUAACCUUUGACCCUUGAUGCCCUGACUAAUCUUUCAACUUCCACUUUAAAUAUACCCAAUGACUUAAACUCCACAACCAUCUGUGGCAAUGAAUUACACCGAUUCACCACCCCCGCUUAGAACUUCCUCCUCAUCCAUACUCUAAAAGGACAUUCUGAAGAUGUGCCCUUGGGCUUAGAAUCCCCGACUAUAGGAAGCAUCCUCUCCAUGUCCUCUCUAUCCAGGCCUUUCAGUAUUCGAUAGGUUUCGAUGAGAUUUUUGGGCCAGUGAGACAAACUGAAAAACCCAUCCCUAAAUAGAGGGUGUGGGGUACAACACCAUCUAUCAGCUACUUACAGUGCCAUCCGAACAUCUCUAUCCUGGCAUCUCCACAGCAGUUCAGACCUGCAUUCAUGCAAAGAUAAGACUAGUGACCCUCUCAAUACCUCUGCAACUCUUAACAGCCCAAAUGUGACUGCUAUACCUUUAAACAACUGGCAGAGUUUAUAAGCUGGAAAACCACCCACCACGGACCAGAACUGAAGAAGCCUCUCAGAUGAGUGGCAAAACGUCUUCUAGUCAACCCAGCAAGUCCAGUUUAUUCACUACUGCUUGUUUUACAAUGAUCUGGAUAAUUGAGAACCUUCAUAGACACUCCUCAUAUAUUAACCCUUUCUUUCCCGGGAUGAUUCUCGAAAACCUCCUCUGGACCAUCUCCAAUGCCAAUACAUCUUUUCUUAGAUAAGGGGCCCAGAACUGCUCACAAUACUCCAAGUGCGGUCUAACCAAUGCCUUAUAAAUUCUCAAGCAUUACAUCCUUUCUUUUACAUUCUAGUCCUCUUGAAAAGAAUGCUAACAUUUCAUUUGCCUUCCUCACCAGUGACUUAACCUGCAAGUUAACCUCUUAGGGAAUCCUGCAUGAGGACUCAGGAUACUCACUUUCAUGUAGCCUUGCAUGUCAUUCAACCCCUGAUACCACCAGUGGUGUUGGCAGGGUCUGAGGAGUGUGAUCGGAGCAAGUAGGGAUGUUGCUUUUAGCUGCUGAGCUUGAAACGCAGUGGAAACUCAAGGCAACUGGAAAGAACAUUUGGGGUUCUGCACAAUGCACCUGGAACAUAAGCAUUACAUUUCAACCACUCAAGCCCAUUACACCAUUUAGCUAUGUUCAUGGUGAGGAUUGUUGCAAACUCCAUCCUCGGGGUUGUUUCACUUACAAGUGCGCCCUCUUUGACAGCGCUUGGUUAGCAGGCUUCUCAUUAGCUUACUUGCUUACUGCCUGUAAUGCCACUGGCAUUUAGGGCAGCAAUGAAGGUCCUCUUAGUUGUUAGCUCUGAGCUGAACCCCUGAACCUGUACCAGUGGCCCACGCUUGAUCUGGCCUCUAUCCUUUGACCUGUUUGGCAUGGGUGACCCUACCAAGAGCCAAAGCAUAAAGCCUCGACUCCAGCCAGCAUAGCUCUCUGGAUAACUGAGGCACACAGACCUCCAAACACUCAAGACAAGGUUGUGCUCCUCUUUGAGGUUCUCAUUAGCAUUGAAUCAUAAACACAAGAGAUUCUGCAGAUGCUGGAAAUCCCAAAGCAACACACACAAAAUGCUGGAGGAACUCAGAAGGUCAGGCAGCAUCUGUGGAGGAGAAUAAACAAGUCAACGUUUCAAGCUAAGAGACUUCAUUACCACCUGAUGAAGGGCCUUGGCAAGAAAUGUUGACCAUUUACUCCCCACAGUAGCAUUGGCCAGCACACGAAAAUGAAGACAAAAAUUCUGAUUGUUUCCCCAUGUAUUGGUGCCCACAUCUGCUUUUGCAAGACCAUAAGGCAUAGGAACAGAAUUAGGCUAAAUGGUCCAAUGAAUCUGCUCUGCUAUUCCAACAUGGUAGAUUUAUUAUCCCCAUUCUCCUGCCUUCUCCCCAUAACCUUUGACAUCCUUACUAGUCAGCCAAUAGGAGUGAAAGUAGGCCUUUCAGCAGAGACUUAGUCGAUUUUAGCGUGUGCCGAGCGAGGCCUAAGCCAAAGAACUAUAGAACCCAUAUGCAGAAUCAGCAGAAAAGUAUUUGAAUGGGAGGUGGUUUACUGAAGAACUGAAAAUCAUCACAGCUUCAAUUUCCCACUUGGGUGUGCAUUGGUAGAGUCUGCAAGCCAAUCUUAUUCCUUCACCUGCAGAGCAAUGGCAGGUUCUUGCUUAAACCACUGCUCACCAACAUUUUUAAACACCUCAUAAGCAGGAGAGGUUCUGCUGAUGCGGAAAAUCUCGAACAAUGCACUCAAAACACUGGGGGGAGUUCAUCAGGUCAGGCAGCAUCUGUGGAGGGGACUGAAAUAGGGGUUAUGUAGGAUUGAUUUUAGAAGAUCAGCACGACAUCGAGGGCUGAAGGGCUUGUACUGUGCUGCAUUGUUCAGUGUUCUAAUUCAGGGGUUCCCAACCUUCUUUAUGCCUUAGACCCCUACCAUUAACUGAGGUGUCCAUAAACAAAGUUUUUGGCCAAGACUUUUGACUAUUCAUUCCCCUCCAUCAAUGUCACUUGACUUGCUGAGUUCCUCCAGCAUUUGUGUGAGUAUUAAGUACUUAGCUGGUUUCAAAAUUUACCUAUUCACUUACACAGGACAGAAUUUAUAAUUGUCCCAGGCUAUAUCAAUGGUACUGCUCCACUGUUACAUUUGGAAAGAUGUUAAAGGAAGGAUGGUAAUUAAAUUCUAUCAAUCACAUUUUUGUAAGUGCCAUGCCCUACUUUUUAUAACAAACAGAAAUUUGCCAUUUAAUUACAUGUUAAUGACUGAAUCCCAGCUCAUCUGUAUGCCACAUUGAGAGUCAUUGCCUUUGUAAAUUUCCCCAUGUGUAUAAUAUGUGUUUCUUCUAAAUCUAUUUUUCUACAACAUUAGGUGUGUCCAGUGUCAAUUAGGGAAAAUAAAUUGAUUAUGUUUUUUUUCCACCCAGAUAGUAAGUUAUUUAUAUACUAUAGUUGCUUGGAUCUUUCUAAUGUCCCAACAAUAAUAAAUGUAUGAAAACUCUA